AUGUACUUCUCAAAUAUACUCCCGGUAGCGUUCACCGCUGCUGCCAUAGCCGCUCCCACUACUAUGAACGGCCGUGGCGAGGAAGGCUGCGUUCCCACCUCCUACACCAUCUCAGACUACAAGCUAGUCACUUCUCCCACCUCUGGAAGCGUUGAUUUUACGUUCAAGUCUGUCUUCCCCACCGGCAGCACCAUCGACGACCCAGUCCAGGUCGGCGCUCAUUGCAGCGGCUCUGGAACCUCUGUGCCCAACAGCAACGAGUGUCAGGUCGCCAACCGUCGUCUUCUAUUCGACCUUCGUGGACCUCAAGAUGAAGCCUACUACCAGAUCACCCAUUCCUGGACCUGCUCAGGCAACCAGUGGCUGUCCGGCAAUGCGAUCAAAGUCGACUCGCUUGAGUGUCAUAACGAGGGCGACAAGCGCGUCUGCACUGGUGAACCCCAGACCUUCGCGCCUCAGAACGUGCGCAAGGUCUGUAACUUGCCUCAGUGCUGA
This is a messenger RNA of Alternaria burnsii, 495 nucleotides long. RefSeq lists its product as uncharacterized. NCBI's taxonomy places the organism in Eukaryota, Fungi, Ascomycota, Dothideomycetes, Pleosporales, Pleosporaceae. The transcript has 2 exons. Bases 1 to 495 code for a protein of 164 amino acids. The record is from RefSeq and is a predicted model, not a curated record.